This is a messenger RNA of Polyodon spathula (Mississippi paddlefish), 5785 nucleotides long. RefSeq names its product F-box only protein 30-like. The coding region runs from base 149 to 2464 and encodes 771 amino acids. Gene Ontology annotation, molecular function: zinc ion binding; ubiquitin protein ligase activity; protein binding. The record is from RefSeq and is a predicted model, not a curated record. The transcript has 3 exons. Lineage: Eukaryota; Metazoa; Chordata; Actinopteri; Acipenseriformes; Polyodontidae.
CCGGCAGCCAGAUAGAAGACUUGAUAUCGAGAGUGAGAGAAAGAAGGAAGGACAACUGUAAGAUUAGAAAUAUAAGUAAACACCAUCCUUUUUUGAAGAAGAAAAACGCAAACCAGAAUCACCCAGGACCAGAGAGAAGAACGUUGUUAUGGAAUGCGAAGGGUUGGUGACCCCCAAAAUGGAGGAGCAGCAUUUGCACUGCACGAACUGUGUCAGCCGACGCUGUAUGGCUAGACCAGAGACUGGUGUUUCUUGUGACCUAAUUGGUUGUCCCUUGGUUUGCGGAGCUGUUUUCCAUUCAUGUAAAUUAGACGAGCAUCGUCUUUUGUGCCCUCUUGAAAGAGUGCCUUGUUUGAACAAUGGUUUUGGGUGCCCGUUUACAAUCACUCGGAGCAAAAUUGCUGAGCAUCUUGAAAUUUGCCCAGCCAGUGUGGUCUGCUGUACAAUGGAAUGGAACCGGUGGCCAGUGAGUUAUUCAGAUCGAAAAUCUUAUGAGAACUUUAGCAAGGAUGUUGAUGAAGUAGAACAGCUCGAUAUGGCUUUAGCACUACAGGACCAGCGAAUGCUGCUAGAGUCACUUAAAGUGGCAACUAUGAUGUCAAAAACUGGUGAUAAACAGCCUCUUGCUAGUGAAAAGAUACCUGUGAUGUCAAGUAUACCUGAAGACCAACCUUCAAAUGGAUUAAUUGCAAUGGAUGAGGAGUCCUAUAAUGAACUUUACCAAGCUACGGUAGAGACAACCAGAAGCUUGGCUGCAGCCCUGGACAUCCUCAGCAAUGCAACAAGGGAUAUGGACUUAAUCAAUGGAAGACUUCGAGAGGAUCAGUCUGAAAGGAAUGGAGAAGUCUAUGUAGAAGAAGUAAACGUUUUAGACAUGCAGAAUAUUGAGAUGAAAGACCAUGAUGAUGAGUUUGACUGUGAACUGGGUGCAGUUGGUGGAUUGGAUCAUGAUAUUGUUACAGGAGGUGUGAGUGAGAAGAUCUGGGCAGAGCAAAAUGGAUUCAUUGACUUCUUAGAAGUAGAGGAGGAAGGAAUAAUAAACACAGAUGAUUUGAAAUUAAAUGCAUCUCUUUGUAAUGGUUUUCACAAUGUAGAUGCAUGCCAAGCUAACCUGGAACAAGAUGAAAUGGAUUUAGAUGCAUCUGAAUCAAAGCACUCUGAAAUAAAUGGGUCCUGGGAGGUAAGCGGGUCUGAAAGUAAGCCAGGAAUGCCUUUUCAUUCAUCGCUUGUUGUAUCACCCCAGCCUUCCAGUGCCCAACCACCAGGACCAGUUCCUGACAGCUUGCAAAAUAGUGCACUUCAACACUUGCCUAUUGACUUCGGUGACAGAAGGUUGGAGCGCAAGGCACAUAACCUCCAAGUACUAAGAAGUAUGGGCAUGUUUACAUUUAAUGCACGGAGAGGGUUGUUUGCUGCAAAAAUGGAAGACAAAGCAGUUGACACAUCUGAUCUGGAAGUUGCAGAGGAUCCCUUGGGCCUUCAUGGAAUUGAUCUUAUUACAGCUGCCUUGUUGUUUUGCCUGGGAGACUCACCAGGUGGCAGAGGAAUUUCUGACAGUAGAUUUGUCGAUGGAUAUCGCAUUGAUUUUGGGACCCAGACCUUUUCAUUUCCUUCUGCUAUUUUGGCUACAAACACCAUGGUUGGUGAAAUAGCCUCAGCCUCUGCCUGUGAUCACGCAAACCCUCAGCUUUCGAACCCAAGCCCUUUCCAGACACUCGGGCUGGACCUAGUUCUGGAAUGUGUGGCUAGAUACCAAACCAAGCAACGAUCCAUGUUUACUUUUGUUUGCGGGCAGUUGUUCAGAAGAGACGAGUUUUCUUCUCACUUUAAGAAUGUGCACGGGGACAUUCAUGCUGGCUUGAAUGGCUGGAUGGAGCACAGGUGUCCCCUUGCUUAUUAUGGCUGUACUUACUCCCAGAGAAGGCUCUGCCCCUCGGUGCAAGGUUCUAAAAUUAUUCAUGAUCGGCACCUCCGGUCAUUUGGAGUCCAGCCUAGUGUGCCCACACCUUUAUCUGCACCUGUUUUAUUUAACACUUGUCCCAUUGAUCCUCAGUGUGACCAUCUGAGUAAUCUUCCCUUUGAAGUUCUUCAGCAUAUUUCAGGGUUUCUUGAUGGCUUUAGUCUUUGUCAGCUGUCGAGAGUAUCCCGGUUGAUGAGGGAUGUAUGUUCCAGUUUGCUUCAGGUCCGUGGAAUGGUCAUCCUUUUGUGGGAGAAGAGGCAAUACCCAAGUGGAACUUCUUCGUGGAAAAUAAAAGACAAGGUGUGGAGAUUCAGUACUGCUUUUGGCACAGUGAAUGUCUGGAAGUUUGCUAACAUCACCAGCAUGGCUGACCAUCUGAAGAAGUGCAAGUUCAAUACUGUGGAGAGGCGGGAGGAGGCAAUCCCUUUGCCUUGCAUGUGUGUGACAAGGGAACUCACUAAAGAAGGACGAUCGCUGCGCUCAGUUCUAAAGCCAUUAAUAUAAAACGCAGCUCCAUUAUUCCACCAACCUCAUAUGAGGUGAAGCCCUCCAUGACACUUUACCAAUGUCCCGCGCACAACUUCAACAGAAAAUCCACUUUCACUGUAAAUAUGAAAUAAUGUUUUGAUGAUAUAUAUAACAUCAAAACACUAUUUUUUUAUAUAUAUAUAUAUAUAUAUAUAUAUAUAUAUAUAUAUAUAUAUAUAUAUAUAUAUAUAAUCUCAUAUGGAUGGAUGGGCUUCAGUGAGAUGGACUCAUUUUCCUGUAACUCACUGAAGCCCAUCUAUUAUUCUAUAUAUAAUACGUGGAUGAAGGCUAUAUUUGUAUCUUGAGCCAUUCUGGAAAAAACAAAGCGGCGCUGUGGUGACGUCGAAAUGGCAUAUUCCUAUAAAACAUUAUAUUGUGGGUGUUGUCAAGUGCACAGGAGUCAAAUAUGGGUCAGUGGUCAAGUAUAACCUAGAGGAAAAUGGCUUUUGACGUCACUAAUGCUGUAUUAUGCCUUUUUUUUUCUGUGUUUGCAAAUAUAGCCUUCAUCCAUGUGUGUAAUAUAUAUAUAUAUAUAUAUAUAUAUAUAUAUAUAUAUAUAUAUAUAUAUAUAUAUAUAUAAUGAGGAGCCUUAAUGUAUGAUAUAACAUUGAACUUGCUGGACAUGGUAGAGUUCUUUAGAUUUGUAUCUUUAUUUUACGUUUCCCUGUGGGAUUCUUAUGUCUGUAUAUUGAACUAAUAUCUUGCAUGGUUUGCUCUUCGAUGCCCUUUUUGUGGGUAACUUUAAAAAGAAAAACUAUUCUUGCACACAGCAACAAGCAACUCGAGGAAACAUUUUUUGUUUGUUUUGCAUCCUGACCAAACAGUAAGUUUUAUAUAUCAUAAGUGAACAUAUUUUACCAUAUAUUUAAUGCAUGUAACAUUUUUACCAGCCAUAUCUGGUCUUCUGAUAUAAAGUUGAGUCUUGACACAUUCAGGUUUAAAGAUGAGUUUGUUUAUUUCAGUGAUUUAUGAAAAUACAAGUGGGAAUGAAAUCAUUCACUUUAGUAAUAAAAAAAAAAAAAGCUGCUUGUGAAGAUUAUACUUUUUUGUCACAAAGGAAAGCUUGCAAGAUUUUUUUUUUUUCACAUUUUAUAGCAAUGUAAUAUAACCAGAAAUAAUUGUAUAAAAUCUUAAUAUGAGAGUUCUGGACUGCAUAUGAAAAAAAAAAUAUAUAUAUAUUUUAUUGUAAAAACAAAAACAAAAAUUAAAUACAAGUCUAGUGUCAAUAUCACUUUUAGCACUUUAUUCUUGAAGUGUUAUUUUAAGUUUACUUUUAAAUUUAAUUGUGCACUUGUAAAAUCUUUGACACCUGGGGGGGAAGAAAAAUGAUUUAUUUUCUUAAAAACAACAAAAAAAAAUCACUACAUUCAGUUUUUUUUCACAUUUGAAUUCAUUUUCAUAAUUUCUAUUUACUUUACAAGUUUACAAUAAACAAAAAAAAAAACAGUACGACUAGCUAUUUUAAUACUUGGCCCCAUUUCACAGUCAGAAAUGUAUUUUCAUUUAAAGCUGUAGCUUGUUACCAUAGUACCGUGGUUAAACUCACUUUAAAAUAAAGGAAUAAAAACAUGUAGUAGCGCAUUUGUGCAGUCAGAACGUAAUGCUUCUUGAUGGGAGUAGGAGUGGGUUAUAUGGAGCCAAUAUCUCUUCACAGUAUUUCUGGAACACGUGUGUAAAGCAUCUUUUGUUUUGGUAUUAGGGCUGCGUAGUAAAUAAAACUACAAUUAUGAGACUUCUGGGAAGAACUGUGGCCCUAAUCAAUGUUAUGAAUUAUAUGAGUGGAAACUUCAUGUUACAUAGUAUCAGGAGCUGUAACAAUUAUACACCUUGAAGUAUUAUUUUUUUGUGUUACUAAUUUGAAAAAGAUGAUCAAUAUACACUGCCCCUGAGCUGUUAAAAUUGCAUAGUGGGUAAGAACAUCUUAGGAAAUUACAACUUAACUACAAUCUGUCUUAAUGCAUUUUGUGCAAUAAAAAAGUAAUACACUCUUUACUUCAUACCCUUUGUGCAUGGCUUGCCUUUCAUACUAGCCUCUAUUAUUUAAAUAUUAAACUACGACACAUGUUAAAGAAUGACAAGUGAAAUGACAACGGUAUUUAAAUUAAUGAUGGUGACAGUAAAGUUUCUACCACAUUAAUUGGUACUGGAGCUGUCAUGAGGCAAUGACAAGCCAUUUUUGCAGUGAACAUGAUAUUACAUUUUCUCUUGUUAAAGAUCAGGGAUUUGGUUGACUAGACAUUAUUUUUCUGGGUGUGCUGAUUUAUAGCUGUUGGGCUGUGUAAGGGGAUGAAACAACGCACUGCAAUGUUAAUUAUUGUAUUAUGUAUUGAUUAGAUUAAGUGAUGCCCUUCUUGGACACAACAAUGAUUAACAUUUCUUUCACAUUUGGCAAAUGUGUGGUGUAAUUUGUUUUUGUUUGUUAAUCAUAGAAUUAAGCUUUGUAACAUUGAAUGAGAAUUGUUGUCGUUCCUUGAUGUUUUAAGUAAUUAAUUGGCAACAGAAAAAAGUUAUUUGAUUUAAAUUAAAAUAGGUAUAUUUAGUUGAACUAUGAAGUAUGGUGAAGGUAUACAGUAGCAUAUACCAUUUGUGUGUGUGUGUGUGUUGGGGGGGGGGGGGGGGUUUGUAAAGUGUUCUUUAUUAAUUAUUGUUUCAUGAGAAUAAACAGUAUGGUAAAGAAAAAUCACCCACACAACUCAAGCACUAUAUCCACAGAAGAAAUCUGCUGUUUGCUCCUAAGGGAAACUUGCACUACUGGCAUCUAUAUGCAGAUACCUAUCGCAGUAAAAAAUACAGUUCACAUACUUGCCAAAUCAUUAGCAGAUUAUAGGAUGUAGUCAAUACUGCCCGGUAAGGAACACUGACUUUAAAACAUGUUUAUCUGUCCUGUUGUGUUAAAUCACUUCCACUAUGAUGUAUCAUAAUUUUAAAAAAUGCCCUUAAAAAAAAUCAAAGGUCAUGUUAAUUUCCUCUGAAUACAACUUUAUAUCACUGGGAUAGCAGUUAUCAUUUACCCUACGUGCCUCCUGCUCGGUGGUCUGCAUAGAACAGUGGCUAGUUGUGUGGUUCAGUAACGCAGAAUGUGUAAUUCUCUGUAGGUGGUCUUGGAAACCACUUUGUACCAAUUGUUAUAUGUAAUCGGGGAAUAGUUUUGUCAAUCUUUAAACAUCCAUUAUAUGACCCUGUUAUGCUUGUUUUUAGUUUCUAUGGUAACAUUGCAAUAGUCCAGUAUAAUUCUUGUACCAUCCUUGGCAUUCAUUUAUCAGUUUGAUUAAUAAUAAAAUGUGCCCUUUUCUUUUA